AUGGCAGAUCGCUUCUCGGCACGCCUGCUGAAGCCCUUCGAGGGCGUCCCUCUUACAGAGGGUGCAGAGAAAAAGCUGAAGCGCAAUGCGGCUCUCGCGGAGGCUAGGAAGAAGUCGCUGAAGGCGGUUCGCGAGAAGAGGGCUGCCAAUCGACAUGCGCUCAAGCUUCGCACGUACAAAUACAUGAAGGAGUACAGGCAACAACGCGAGGAGCUUAUCAAGAACAAGCGGGAGGCCCGUGCUCAGGGUGGGUUCUACAGGGUGGCCGAGCCGAAGGUCGUUUUUUGCAUCCGUAUUAAAGGUAUCAAUAAGCUCGCGCCUAAACCUAGAAUGAUCCUCCAGCUCUUCCGCCUUCGUCAGCUGCACAAUGGUGUCUUCAUUCGCGUCAACAAAGCAACGAUGCAAAUGCUCCAGGCAGUCCAGCCCUUCGUCACGUAUGGCUACCCCAGUCUGUCGACGAUCCGCAAGCUAAUCUACAAGCGUGGCUACGCCAAGGUUGGUGAGCCCGGCUCGAAGCAGCGCAUCCGCUUGCAAAACAACGACAUAAUUGACAAGCACCUGGGCAAGUAUGGGAUCCACGGCAUUGAGGAUCUCGUGCAUGAAAUUUACACUUGCGGCCCCGCAUUCAAGCAGGCCAACGCGUUUCUGUGGACAUUUAAACUUUCUUCUCCUAGGAAAGGUUUCAAGUGCAAGCGCCACGGUUUCUGCGAACCCCGACCAGGUGACUGGGGUAACCGCCAUGAGCUGAUAAACGAACUCGUCAGGCGGAUGUGCUGA
Eimeria necatrix is the source of this 777-nucleotide messenger RNA. RefSeq names its product 60S ribosomal protein L7, putative. The coding region runs from base 1 to 777 and encodes 258 amino acids. The record is from RefSeq and is a predicted model, not a curated record. Lineage: Eukaryota; Apicomplexa; Conoidasida; Eucoccidiorida; Eimeriidae. Gene Ontology annotation, cellular component: cytosolic large ribosomal subunit. The transcript has 6 exons. Gene Ontology annotation, molecular function: structural constituent of ribosome; RNA binding. Gene Ontology annotation, biological process: maturation of LSU-rRNA from tricistronic rRNA transcript (SSU-rRNA, 5.8S rRNA, LSU-rRNA).